GGGGGUGGGAGGAAAAAACAAAUUUUCCUUUUUCCCGAUUCUUUAACGUGUUCUUCUCCCGAGAUUAAGCGGUUGGAACGCUAACUCGAUCAUCCACUCUGUUACUUCACAGGAAAAGCAAGCAUCUUGAGCGAUAUUUUGACUUCUGGCAGGUUUAAUUCUAGGGUUCGUGUCUGAUAGUUUGUGCAUGAUCAUUUCGCGCGCAGAGAUUAUCGUUUCUAGGGUUUGCUCUUCACAUUCUGGGCUCAAAUGGGUGGAAAAGUUCUAUCCAAUCUCAUCAUUUUGGUUCCAUAUACCUUAUAUGUGCAUUGAUUGAUUAAAAAAAUCGAAUCCACGAGGGAAGACGACAGAAAGCACCAAUGCCAAUCAUUAUCAAUAAUGUGCGAGAUUUGGUCGGGUAUGGCGUCAACGAACAUUGUAGAAGAAGUUGCGUGUGUAUAUUUUAUUUUAUUUUCAGAUAAUGGAACCUCUCACGAAGCUUCAACGUGUUGUCGACCACUUUCCAUUGCGAUUAACUUUGUUUGGAUGCUGAGAAAGCGAAGGAAAAUUGUAACACGGCUCUGAGGAAUAGCAACUCUGUUUCUGCGUGUAAAGAUCUAUCUUGUGUUACGGAGAGAGAGUGAGAGAAGAUGGGAUGGAGAGGGAUUCUGGGUUUUGAAUAUGGAAUAGUUCAGGCGCCAUUGGGACCAGACAUUUCAGGACCAGAGCUUGUCGCCGCCGUUGCUAACGCCGGUGGGAUUGGUCUUCUCAGAGCUCCUGACUGGGAAUGCCCUGAUUACUUGAGGGAGCUCAUAAGGAAGACAAGGAAAUUGACAAGCAAACCAUUUGGGGUUGGCGUUGUUCUUGCGUUCCCCCACGAAUCGAAUAUAAAGGUAAUUCUGGAGGAGAAGGUGGAGGUUUUGCAGGUCUAUUGGGGUGAAUGUUCAGAAGAUCUUGUCCAUGAUGCUCAUUCUGCGGGAGUCAAGAUUGUUCCUCAAAUUGGGAGCAUCGAGGAAGCAAAAAAAGCCAUCGAUGCAGGAGUAGAUGCGAUUAUAGUCCAAGGACGUGAAGCAGGUGGACAUGUUAUCGGGCAGGACGGUCUCUUUUCAUUGCUGCCGAGGGUCGUUGAUAUGGUAGGUGACCGUGAAAUCCCGGUUAUCGCAGCUGGUGGCAUCGUUGAUGCACGCGGUUACGUUGCAGCAUUGGCACUCGGUGCUAAAGGCAUCUCCCUUGGCACUAGGUUUUUGGCUACUCAUGAGAGCUUCGCACAUCCAACAUACAAGCGGAAGUUGGUUGAAUUCGACGAAACCGAAUACACAGAUGUGUUUGGUCGGGCCAGGUGGCCUGGUGCACCUCAUCGUGUUCUUCGGACACCCUUCUUCAAAGACUGGAGAUCUCUCCCGAGCGAUGAAACUGAACUUAACCAGCCUAUUAUCGGACGUUCCACCAUACACGGCGUGGAAAAGGAGAUAAGAAGGUUAGCUGGAACUGUACCGAACAGGACGACCACGGGAGACAUAGAGAGUAUGGCGAUGUACGCCGGGCAAAGCGUAGGACUCGUGAAGGAGAUUUUACCCGCUGGAGAAGUCGUGAAAAGUCUCGUUGAUGAUGCUCAGUGCUUGAUCCGUCAAAACUUAAGCAGCUCUGCAUGAAUACAUCGCAGGUUCGAGUUCUCUAUAUCGUGUUCUAUAUCUAUCGUGAAUCUUAUAUACUGAGUUACCUGGAAAAACUUUCAAGAAAAAGUACACUUAUGUUCUUCAUUGUACCGUUCACAAGAAAAGAACUUGUUUCGGGUUUCGCCAGUUUA
Messenger RNA from Tarenaya hassleriana, 1786 nucleotides. RefSeq names its product nitronate monooxygenase. Bases 630 to 1631 code for a protein of 333 amino acids. The transcript has 6 exons. Gene Ontology annotation, molecular function: nitronate monooxygenase activity. Lineage: Eukaryota; Viridiplantae; Streptophyta; Magnoliopsida; Brassicales; Cleomaceae. The record is from RefSeq and is a predicted model, not a curated record.